GGACGAAGCCUCGCAGUCGAGAGUUCCGCUUCCUUGCCCGCGAGCUCCCGGGGCCCUUUUCCCCAUUCCCGUCGGAGCGGCGCCGGCGGCGGCCAGCGGACGUCCGGCCAUGUUCGGCCUCCGGAGAAAGGCGGUGAUCGGCCUCAACCUGUACUGUGGCGGCGCCGGGCUCGGGGCGGGCAGCGGCGGCGCGUCCCCCGCGGGAGGAGGACGGCCGGGGGCGGCGGCGGCCGACGAGGCGAAGGAGGCGGCCAAGGCCCGGCGAGAGGCCGGCGAAGGGGAAGCGGGGGCCCCGGCCGCCCCGGUAGCCGACGCGCGGAGGGUGGCGCGGCCCACGCCCAUUGGCGCCGAGGCCCGCGACGUCACCGCGACCCCCGAGAGGCUGCUGGCGUUGGCGCCGCCGCCGCCCGCCGACAUGGACGCGCCGGCCGCCAUCAUGUCGCCCGAAGACGAGCUGGACGGCUACGAGCCCGAGCCUCUGGGGAAGCGGCCCGCCGUCCUGCCGCUGCUGGAGUUAGUCGGGGAGGCCGCCAAGAACCCCGGCACGGACGGCUCGUUGCCGUCGACGCCACCCCCGGCCGAGGAGGAGGAGGAGGAGGAGGACGGGCUGUACCAGCAGUCGCUGGACAUCAUCUCUCGGUACCUCCGGGAACAGGCCACGGGCUCCAAGGACGCGAAGCCCAUGGGCGGGGCGGGAGCCGCGGGCCGGAAGGCGCUGGACACCCUGCGCCGGGUCGGGGACCGCAUGCAGCGCAACCACGAGACGGCCUUCCAAGGCAUGCUUCGGAAACUGGACAUUAAAAACGAAGAUGAUGUUAAAUCUUUGUCUCGAAUGAUGGUCCAUGUUUUCAGUGACGGCGUAACAAACUGGGGCAGGAUUGUGACUUUAAUUUCUUUUGGUGCCUUUGUGGCCAAACAUUUGAAGAGCAUAAACCAAGAGAGCUGCAUCGAACCAUUAGCAGAAAUUAUCACAGAUGUUCUUGUAAGGACAAAACGGGACUGGCUAGUCAAACAAAGAGGCUGGGAUGGGUUUGUGGAGUUCUUCCAUGUACAGGACCUAGAAGGGGGCGUCAGAAAUGUGCUGCUGGCAUUUGCGGGUGUUGCUGGAGUAGGGGCUGGUUUGGUUUAUCUGAUCAGAUAGCCCUGUCAGUGCAAUAGUGGACUCCUAACCAGCUGCAGCCUCCAGACCCACAUGCUGCUGUGAACUCGUGUAUGUGUGAAGCUGUUCAGGCUUUAAUAACCCAAGAGUUCCGCUCUUCUAGCCAGAAAGCCAGCGGCUGUGGCUAACAAGAAUAAAGGCAUGAGACAAGUACUCCCCCUUGAAGAAUUACUGUCUGAAAGAAGCAAGCUAACUCUCGGCAACAAGCAAACUUUGGGAUGCCACAGAGGGCGGCGGGCUUAUAGAUUUAAUGAAGGUGCGUGGGUGGAACGGUGUUACUUGUCUAGAACCACAGUAGUGGCCAGUAGCCAGUCUAGUCAUAGAAUUCAAGAAAUGUGCCCAGCAGACGCAUCGCUUUUCUGUCAGGUUAAAAUAGAAGCACUAACAAAGGCGGUGAGUGAGGUGUGUACCAUGGAUGUAAGCUACAAGUAACCAAACUAUGACUAGAAGCCUCAGUACUGUACCAGUAUGUGAAGGGAAGCUUUUUCUCUCUGUAAUUAGCUUUCCCAGCUAUACUUCUUGAAGACAAAGUCCAAGUGUUCAGGACUUUUAAACCUGUUCUACUUUGGCUUGGUUUAGUUCAUUAGCCAAGAAUUACUUGACUCAAGGUUCAUUAGACAGGCUGAAUAUCCUCAAUUUUUAAGACAGAAACAACUUGUAAAUUUUUUUGCCUGUAAAAAUUGUAUAUAUUUAUACAGAAAGUCUAUUUCUUUGAAUAUAAAGAGAGCUAACUCUCUGCUUUAGUUUUUCUCAUGCCCUUUUGAAAUUUGCAAGUUGGAUAUCUAUUUCUUACAGCUUUUCUAAAUUUUGUCAUGACCAGUUCUAGAAUAUAUACAGAAUCAGUUAUAUAUGUAGCCUGGUUGUAAUGGAAUAAAUCUGACUCACAACUAUGUAGGCUUAAUUUUCCAAUCUGGUUUUGGUAAGUAUCUAAAGAUCAAGGUAGAUGAAAGACGUUUGAUCCCAUUUGUUUAAUAAAUUGUAAAAUGCCUUGGGAAAGCAGGAAAAUGCCUUGGGGAAAAGCAGGCUAAACUCCCUAACCAUGGUGCUAUUUAUGAGUUUUGCUUGUUGAAACGCAGGUUUGAGCCUGGUCCUGAUAUUGUCAAUAAAACAAAUAUUUAAUAUUUCUUUUCUGCUAAUGAUUCCCAAGCUUUGUUUUCAAUUGUUGUAUUGGCCUCUCUGGAUUUCAAACCUGGUAUACUAUUUUGAACGUAACCCUUUAUUUUGUACUGUCAUUCCUUGACAUGUUUGCUUGUUUUUUCUGCCCUUCUGAUUCUACAUCAUCAUUUUGCCUUUCCUGAACUCUUACUAGCCAUUCAUGUUUUCUGCACUGUGACCCACCCUACAGGAAGCCUGAGUAAUCUUCCUCCUACCCCCUGGAGCCAGCAGACCUUCCUUUUUCAUGAGCCUUGUCUUGUUAGGAGCCAUUUACACCUCUUCUCCCAUUGUGCCAUGACAGGAGCAGCCCUGGGGAUGGAUGGGAGGAAGUCCCUGUCCCUUGAGUUGGCAUCUUCAGGUGUUGAUUUAUCCUGUCUUUGCUUCCGUGCCCUGUUGGGAAUUUUCAGAAGUGGGAGCUGCAUCUUAGGUGGCUUUCCCUAAAGUUUGAAUGUGCUCACUGAAAUUUAGAGAAAGGUGGGCUCUCUUAAGCCUCAGUACAUAAAAGCUACUGGCAAACCGAAGAAAAGCUUGAUUGAACUGUCGUCCUUUGAAAGCUGCAGCUUCAGAACCUGACCUUUAGUGUGGACUGCAGAUGAAAUAAGCCUGACGAGGAAUGUAAUGGGGAAGAACCGCCACCGCAGAGCCAUCCUGUCGUCUUGCUGGAGCCAGUUGUCCUUAUGUGUUCACCGUGCUUAACCAUAAACCGCGAAUUUACGCCAUGUUUGUCUCGUCAAGAUCUGAAAGCACUUUAUGUAGUUUUUAAGUCCUAGAAAUGUUUGAGGUGACUAGAAGGCCCUGUUCUCUCCAUCCAUAUCCAGUUGUAGAAAUAAGCACAGAGAUACAAAUUGGUGUUUAGUAGGAGCCCACCUCCCAUCUUGCUAGGCGUGAGUGACUGCUGAAAUCUAGGCUCUUGUUUGUUGUCUUGGGACCAGGGCCACGAGGGCUUAGGGAGCCCAACUGCUUUGUGGAAGGUGGUUAAUAGGGAGAAGAGGCACAAGGUCUGAGUGCCAACUUGCACUCCCUCCAGAGUGGGGGUGCCUGCUUGUGAAGAUGGCUCUCAGCAGCUGUUGUCUUACACUUCUCUCAGGGAAAGCACGCAGGCCUCCCGCGUGCGCGCACAUCGAGCUGGUGAACACCUUCGUUCUGGUAGAACAGCUAGCGUUUUUGACAGCUGUGCCAGAAGGGUCGGGACCAACUGAAAAUAGGGGUUGUAAAGUGUAUUCCCCUAACUUCCUGUGUUUCCUGAGGGGAAAAAAUAAAUCAUUUUCAAAUGCAA
Messenger RNA from Jaculus jaculus (lesser Egyptian jerboa), 3590 nucleotides. RefSeq names its product MCL1 apoptosis regulator, BCL2 family member (gene Mcl1). Gene Ontology annotation, molecular function: protein homodimerization activity; channel activity; protein heterodimerization activity. Gene Ontology annotation, cellular component: mitochondrial outer membrane. Gene Ontology annotation, biological process: release of cytochrome c from mitochondria; mitochondrial fusion; extrinsic apoptotic signaling pathway in absence of ligand. NCBI's taxonomy places the organism in Eukaryota, Metazoa, Chordata, Mammalia, Rodentia, Dipodidae. Bases 110 to 1141 code for a protein of 343 amino acids. The transcript has 3 exons. The record is from RefSeq and is a predicted model, not a curated record.